Molecule: messenger RNA, 2086 nt
Organism: Arachis ipaensis
Lineage: Eukaryota; Viridiplantae; Streptophyta; Magnoliopsida; Fabales; Fabaceae
Product: zinc finger CCCH domain protein
Source: RefSeq, a predicted model, not a curated record
GAGAGUCCGACUGUCCGAGUUCCCAUCCGCAAGUCGCAGCACAGCUGGGUAAAGUUCCCCUCCUCUCCAUAUCCGCGUCCUACAUUAACGUUGUCUUCAUAAUAAAAUUAAUUUGCCUGUUAAGAGUUGUGUUGGGAGAAAAAAAUAUAAAAAUAAACAUUAUAAAUAAAAAAAAUUAAAGAAAUCAAAAUAAAAUUUACUGAAACUACCUACUAAAACAGUAAAUUUUUUAUUUUGGAAAAACAAUGAACUCCAAACACCAUUCCAUAACAACCUUUUGACAAGAAAAAAGAAAUGUUAAAUAAAAGAAAAUUUCUUCGUUACCUUUGUAAUAAAUUUUCAGCCACAAAUAAUACAAGAUAUUAACUCCAAAACAGUUAGACACUACUACUUGAUAUAACCCUUAAAAAUAAAGAGAGAGAUCGUUAAAAGAAUUGGUAUGGAGUAACGUAAAAGUUGGUGUUAUUCUAUGCUUGUGAUGGAAAAAAGAAUUAACUAAUACAAUUUCAUUGGACGACAGAAAAUAAAAUAAAAUUGAAAAUAUAUUCAAUUCAGUUACAACAUAGUAGAGCAUGUUAGAUGUUAUGUAAUAAUGUUUUAAGAGAGACCAAAAUGGUCAAGUGUCAAUGAUGGAAGGAACGGUUAUUAUGGGAUGUAGAAGCCACGAAACUUGUCAUGCAGAUCUCAAUUUGGAAAUGAAAACAAUAAAAAAACAGUUAUUUACUCAUACAAAAUUAAUAAUAUUAAAUUAUUAAUAAUACUACCAUUUAUUUUCUGAUCAUGUAAAAUGUAAAUUCUCCUUUUUCACGUACACACGCAAAUUGCUCCUCUGCCUCCUCCACUAUUCAAAAUCUGCACUCUCAGGGAGAAAGAAACAUCACUGUCAGUGUUGUGUGUGUGUGUGUGUGUGUGUGUGUGUGUGUGUAUAUAUAUAUAUAGAGAGAGAGAUAUUGAGAAAAAGAAUCCUAAUUUGUUGAGGAUCAGGUUAAAUUUUGUUGGAGUGUGAGUGUGCAUGGAAGAGUUUGGAGAGGGAGAUGUUUUGAGGAGGAUGCAGAGAGAGCAAGAGAGGGAGAGGAGGAGAAUUCGCGACCGCGAGAGGAGGCAGGCCAUGACUCAGGAACAAAGGGAGCGCCACCUGGCCAGGAGGCGCCGGAACUACCAGCUGAGGAGGCAGAGGGCAGCAAAUAACAAUGCUGCCGGAUUCAUUCCUCUCCCUCAACCACCGCAGCCGCAGCCGUUUCUAGAAUCAAGUGCUGGUGAAGCCAGUACUAGUGAUGAGCUUCAAGGUGUCACCACUCCAUUAGACCAUACUGCCCUCUCUCAUCAUGGCAUUGCUCUCCCUCACCAAGUUCAUAUGGAAAAUCUAGCAUAUAAACCAGCCAAUUCAGCAAGAUUUCGGCUAAAUCAUAUUAAGCGCCUCGCGCGAAGCCUGACAUCUUCAAUUGGUGACCCAGCAGCUGCUACUCAACAGGUUCCAGCUGAAUUGAUAACAAAGGAAGAUCUAUCAACUGCUGAUUGUGGUGGCGCGCAGAAAUCUCUGCGUUUGAAUUGUGUCAAGCGCCUUGCGAGAUCAAUAAAUUGUGUUCCCAAAGAAAUUGAAUCUCAGAAAAACCAUACUUCUGCACAAGAAGGGAUUCAAUUACUUGGUAAUGAGAGCUCUAUAGCCUCUAGCUAACAACUUUAUGAAAUCAAAUGGUUCACUCAAAGCUUUCAGGUAAACUUGGAAGAUUGUAGAAACUGCUUUUUAGGUUUAUGUCAUAUACACAGAGGAAAAAGAAGAAAAGGCAUAUACUUGAAGGGUUUGGCUGCAGUAUGGUGUAUAAUGAACUGUGAUAGUCAACACCAACUUCACAAAUAGAGAUCCUUUUCAGCAUUCUUUCAUUUGUAUUUUGCAGCUACCAUUGUAGAUGAUGAUAGAUAUUUUUAGACUCAGCUUUCUUUUCUUCUUUACUAGCAUAUUAGACCAAUAUACUUUGGAUAGCAUUUUGAUCUCCAUCAGAAUAUUUCUUUAUUUAUCAUCAACAAAUUUGAGAAUUGAGAUUUGUUCUUACAUAUUAGAUCAAUAUAAACUUGCCUAGUUGAGCCA